Messenger RNA from Baudoinia panamericana UAMH 10762, 1509 nucleotides. RefSeq lists its product as uncharacterized. Lineage: Eukaryota; Fungi; Ascomycota; Dothideomycetes; Mycosphaerellales; Teratosphaeriaceae. Bases 67 to 1215 code for a protein of 382 amino acids. Gene Ontology annotation, cellular component: nucleus. The record is from RefSeq and is a predicted model, not a curated record. The transcript has a single exon.
CUGCUAUGCAAGACUCACCCUUUACUGGCACCUGAGACAAACACAUUGUCCGGUGCAGGCUAAACGAUGGCCCUGGUGUCAUAUUCUGACAGUGAAACAUCCGACACUGAGACUACUGUUGCUCCCCAAGCGGCAACUUUUCACAACCCUUCUGGCUCUGCGAAGCCCGCUGUCUUCCAGAAGACGGAGGCGCGCAAGAUCAAGGUUGACCUACCAAGUCUGAGGCCCGAGGUCGCUGAGCAGGACAUUGAUGGACCGCAACAGCCGCCAGUCAAGCGUGCGAGGACGGCCGGCGCAUUUGAAGGCUUCAACAGCCUGCUCCCAGCGCCGAAGAAGCCAGCUACGCAGCAGCCGACCGGCUUAAAGAAAGGCGUAAGUCUCAAAACCAGUUCAGAAGCAGCCUUUAGCCGUGUGCCUCCUCCGAGAACGGAAUAUGCCCAAGACGCGUUACAGGACGAUGACUACGACGACUACGGCAACCGAGCACCGUCCUUGCCGCAACGGACGCAGACACCAGCAGUCACUGGCGGAGAAGCGCCCGACGUGAAGGUCUUAGGCAGAGCAACGAGAUUCAAGCCGUUAAGUGUUGCGAACAACAAGAAGAAAAAAGUUGUUCCGAAGAAGGCUGUCCCUAUACCACAGGAACUAGCAGACGAGCAAUUAGGCACAGGUGGGCGGGCGUUGGUGUCUGGUCAGGCGCCGGGAGAGCCACUCGCCAGGGCGCCGCCGUCGAAGAAGAGUCUUUUCUCGAUUGCGCAGGACGACGAUAUGCCCUCAGAUGCCGUCACGGAAAGCUACGGUGCAACAAACGGUAUACAAAUCGAAGGCCUGGACGAGCAGCAACACUCCGUACCGCAUGAGAUAAGAUCACCAUUUACUACAGAAUUGGCUCCCAACUCGCUCGAAGCAGUUGCCGCAGACUUGAAUCUCACGCCUGCGCAACGACGACAGCUUUUCGGACGAAGCGCAAAGAACGUGCCAGCUAACGCCACUCACUUCAACAUGGAUGCCGAGUAUGCUGCGAACGAAGAGAUACGUCAGUCCGGCGAGACGCUCGAGCACAAGGCUGUCAAGACUGUAGCGCCGGGCAAGCAUAGCUUGCAGCAACUUGUGAACAAUGCUCGCAGCAACCAGGAGAGCAUCGAGGACAAAUGGGCGGAAGGUCGCAGAAACCGUGGAGAAGGCGGCUCAAAGUAUGGAUGGGGUCAUGGAUAGGUCGACUGGCGCCGGCAAAAGCGAGCCGAACGCAGAAUGCAUCGUACCGAUAUGUUCGUCGUGCCGCCUGCUUUCACCACCAUGACACCGUGCCGACCGCUCAACCACGGACAGACAUGCAAAGCACACCUGCAAUAACGAACUUCGUCGACACCACGUGACGGGCGCUCACUUUUCCAACAUUGUACGUCCGUGUUAGGAAGUAAGGUGGGGUAGAGGUGUUCGCUGCGGGGAAGGUCCUUGAUUUGACUGAUCUAACCUCAUGCCACCACUCUACGCUCACUGCAGUACAAA